Messenger RNA from Phascolarctos cinereus (koala), 2847 nucleotides. RefSeq lists its product as uncharacterized. Gene Ontology annotation, molecular function: DNA-binding transcription factor activity, RNA polymerase II-specific. The record is from RefSeq and is a predicted model, not a curated record. Gene Ontology annotation, biological process: regulation of transcription by RNA polymerase II. Lineage: Eukaryota; Metazoa; Chordata; Mammalia; Diprotodontia; Phascolarctidae. Gene Ontology annotation, cellular component: nucleus.
AUGUGUUUGGCAUUUCAGGCGUCAGUGACGUUCAAGGACGUGGCUGUGGACUUUACCCAGGAGGAGUGGGGGCACCUGGACCCCACCCAGAGGGCCCUGUACAGGGACGUGAUGCUGGAGAACUAUCGAAACCUGGUCUCAUUGGGUUGCCAAGUUUUCAAACCGGAUGUGAUCUCCCAGUUGGAGCAAGGGAAAGAGCCCUGGAUGGUCAAGGCCAAAAUCCUAAGAGGCAGCUGCCCAGACUUCAAGAUUAGGCCUGAAACCAAGGUGUCAAUUCUGCAGCCAAACCUUUCUGAAGAAGAAUCUUCCCAAACUGCAAUUGAAACAGUCCCAAAGGCCUUCAAGUUAGGAGAAGCCAAGGAAUGUGGUGGUCAGUUAGAAAGGAGACCUCAAGUAAAGUACUUGGGUCAGAUGAUUAUUACCCACAAGAAAGAUCCUCAUUGUAAAGAAUAUGGAAUAAAAUUUUGUCUGACCCCAGUCCCUGUUACAGAACUGACUAUUCCUAAAGAAUCCCAUAAUAGAGGUAGAAGUGGAAAGAGCUCCAAGCCUUCUUCAGACCGGGCCAAAAGUAAAAAAAAUUCUUCAAGUAAGAAACUGUAUGAGUGUAAUGAAUGUGAGAAAACUUUUGUUCAAUAUACACAAUAUACUCAACAUCAGAGAAUUCAUUCUGGAGAGAAACCAUAUAAAUGUAAUGAAUGUGGGAAAGCCUUCAGCCAAAGUGCAUGCCUUACCCGACAUCAGAGAAUUCAUACUGGAGAGAAACCAUAUGAAUGUAAAGUAUGCAAAAAAUCUUUCAGUCGGGUUUCCUCCCUUACUCAGCAUCAUAGAGUUCAUACUGGUGAAAGACCCUAUGAAUGUAAUGAAUGUGGGAAAGCUUUCAGUGACAGCUCGUCACUUACGAAACAUCAAAGAAUUCAUACUGGAGAAAAACCUUAUAAGUGUAAUGAGUGUGAGAAAGUCUUUAGCCGACGUUCAAAACUUAUUCAACAUCAUAGAGUACACACUGGAGAGAAACCCUAUGAGUGCCAUGAAUGUGGAAAAGCCUUCAGGUGGAGUAACUACUUUAAUGAACAUCAGAGAAUUCAUAGUGGAGAAAAACCAUAUGAAUGUCCUGAAUGUGGAAAAUCCUUCAGACAAAGUAGAGAUCUUGGUCAACAUCAGAGAAUUCAUACUGGAGAGAAGCCAUAUGAAUGUAACGAAUGUGGGAAAACUUUCAGAUGGGGUACACACCUCACUGAACAUCAAAGAAUUCAUACUGGAGAGAGACCUUAUGAAUGCAGUGCAUGUGGGAAAACCUUCAGGCAGAGUGGACAGCUUACUAAACAUCAGAGAAUUCAUACUGGAGAGAAACCUUAUGAAUGUAAUGAAUGUGGGAAAACUUUCAACCAGAGCAUAUGCCUUACUCGACAUCAGAUAGUUCAUACUGGACAAAAACCCUAUAGAUGUAAAGAAUGUGGAAGAUCUUUCAGUCGUAUUUCCUCCCUUACUCAACAUCAAAAAAUUCACAGUAGAGAGAAAGCUUAUGAAUGUGAUGAAUGUGGGAAGGUCUUCGGUGACACAUCUUCACUUACUAAACAUCAAAAAAUUCAUACAGUGAGCACAUCUCUUUAAAUGAGCUAAUUCUGUUGGACCAAUUAAUGGAGAAGUUGAUGGCAUCCAUCUAGUAUGAGCUGACCUUUGUGAAAUUGGCAACCACCAUGCCAAGAUGAUCCUUCAGUGCCUGCUCAUCAAGGGACACCUCUUGACCUGGAUUGACCCUGCCUUCUUACCUUUUAUAUUGGCCACUCAUUCCUACCAUUUCAUCAUACUUAACUGGCAGUGAUACAUGCAGUUCAGUCGAGGAGCAGUGCCUGAUCUUGGUCGAUACCUGAAGAGUGUGUGUGUGCGUGUGCACACGCAUGCGUGUGUGUGUGUGUGUGUGUAUUGGGAGGAGGGAUUGGCAAGAGUUGUCAGCAAAACUGCUUGGGCUCUUCCAGAGCCUCCCACAAGUUUAAAUCAAGACUGUUCUACAGAUUUCUACGUGGAACUAGUCUUCUAAACACUGGAAUCUAGACAGUGGUGAUAGUAUGCUUUAACAGGUUCCAACCACAAUAUAUUUAUAUAGAUUUUGAGGAAACAACACUAAAAUACAUAUUGGCUACUUAAGUGGAAUUUUGUUUCAAAAUCUAGUGUGCAAAUGAUAUGUGUAUGUGGAGAGUUUGGUGGGAAUAUGGAACCCAGAAAUCCUUUUAAACACAUCUGUGUAUAAAAAAAAGAAUUCAAAAGUGGACUAUAACUUUCCCCAAAUCCCAGUAUUGAGAAGCCUGACCUAAAGAUCAGAAGUUCCAAAGUGUCGUGUUGCAUGGCCCUAAUCGACAGGUACUUCCCACUAAGGCAGAAAAAGGAGAGCAAAGAAGGGUGGGGGAUGGGAAGAAGGACGUAUGCUUGACCAACGCUUCUUUCCCAAAUAUAUUAGCGACCACAUUCUUUAUACCCAUUCAUUCCAAAAUAUCUGCGCUUCUCUAUUAGCAUGGCUGCCAGGGAUCAAGAGAUGCAUGGGCAGGCUGCUAAAAGUACAGCCCACGGACCAAAGGCCACUUGGUAUGCAGAUCCUGCUAACUGUCUAUCGCCUACCUGCUCCUGGGUUUCUAAUAUAGCUACCCCAGGAGCCCCAAAGAGGCUCUUUUGUUUUUCUUGGGUGGAUCUCUUUGCUGUCUAGGUGUGUCCCAGCUUCCAUCAACACCAUGCCUUGUCACAAACUUGGCAUCAGGCAGGAGCCUCCAUGAUGGCAAAGCUGUGGCCACAGCCAUGUCAUCCAGUGACGUACAUGCUCCUGCAGCUACACUGUUCACAAUUCCUCUCAUUUCU